AUGGGCGAACAAAGCAGGAUCAAGGAGAAGAACGAUGCUGGUCACACAGAGACAGAUGCUUCACCUGGUGGUGACCUGUCUACUUCUUCUCCAGAAUUUCAAAAGAACGCUGGCUCUGAGAUUGGUUCGGCCGACGACGCUUCGGCGCAUCAAAAGUCGUCAGCGGGGGGUGAAUCCAAUACAACAGAUGUCGAGCAAGCUCAAUCGCAAGCACCACCCACUGAGGUCGAUGGUGGCUUUGGCUGGAUCUGCGUCAUCUGCGUCUUUCUGAUCAAUGCCCAUACAUGGGGGAUCAAUAGUUCUUAUGGCGUUUUUCUGGCUCACUAUCUGGCAACCGACACAUUUUCAGGCGCAUCAGACCUUGACUAUGCCUUUGUUGGGGGUCUUUCCCUCAGUAUGGCCCAAUUCAUUGCCCCCGUCGCAACUAUCACCACUCGAGUCUGGGGCACAAGGACCAGCUUGAUGAUUGGCAUCACCUUACAGACAGCGGCACUGUUUGGGGCAUCGUGGGCCACUCAAAUCUGGCACUUGUUUCUCAGCCAGGCCCUGUGUUUCGGGUUUGGAAUGGGAAUGCAAUUCAGUGCCACUGUUGGUAUCAUCCCUCAGUGGUUCACCCGUCGCCGAUCUCUCGCAAACGGCAUUGCAACGGCGGGUUCGGGGAUUGGAGGCCUGAUUUAUUCGUUGGCCACCGGUGCCAUGAUACAGAGAUGGGGAAUUGGCUGGGCGUUUCGAAUUCUGGCCAUUGUAUCUGCUGCUGCGUGUGGUAUCUCGGCCAUCAUUGUCAAAGAUCGGAACAAAGCCAUUGGAGCAAUCCAGAUUGCAUUUCACACGGAGCUCCUGAAGCGACCCGAGUUUCUGCUCACUUUAGCUUGGGGCUGCUUCAGUGUUCUGGGCUACGUGGCCCUUCUCUUUUCAAUUCCCGACUACGCAAGCACAGUCGGCUUGAACGCGUCCCAGGGCUCAAUUCUGGGUGCGAUGUUCAAUCUUGGCGGAGGCCUUGGUCGACCCGUUAUAGGGUACGUCAGCGAUAGCUUUGGCAGGCUUAAUACCGCUUUAGUGUGCACCUUCCUGGCUGGUCUCUUCUCGCUGGUUGUGUGGAUCUUCGCCAAAAGUUUCGGUGUUCUCGUCUUCUGUGCCUUGAUCGCCGGCCCCGUGGCUGCAACCUUCACGACGACAGUUGCCCCCGUCGGCGCGGAGGUUGUCGGUUUGCAGCUACUGCCAUCUGCCCUGUCAAUCUUCUGGCUUUCAGUAGUGAUCCCCAGCACUUUUGCAGAGCCAGUUGCCCUGUGGUUACGUACCGACCAUGAGACCAACUUUUUGCAUGCGCAGAUAUUUGUCGGGUGCAUGUUUAUGGCAGCAUGUGCUUGCCUUGGGCUUGUGCGCGCGUGGAAAAUCUCAGAGUUGGAAAAGACCAGCCCCAACGGUGUCUCGCUCACUCCUCAAUCCCAGUCCAUGGAAAAUGAUGCCGUGCUACCUCGGGAGCAUAUGCCUGGAGCUGCGGGUGUCAUUCCCAGUGUGACGAGGAAGGCGAGGCUUGUGAAUGGUCUGUUCAAAAUGGCGGUGGUAUAG
Penicillium oxalicum is the source of this 1569-nucleotide messenger RNA. Its product is annotated as MCT family MFS transporter. Gene Ontology annotation, molecular function: transmembrane transporter activity. The coding region runs from base 1 to 1569 and encodes 522 amino acids. The record is from RefSeq and is a predicted model, not a curated record. NCBI's taxonomy places the organism in Eukaryota, Fungi, Ascomycota, Eurotiomycetes, Eurotiales, Aspergillaceae. The transcript has 2 exons. Gene Ontology annotation, biological process: transmembrane transport.